AUGGGCUCGCACCACAGCCCCGCCCCUCCACACCUCGUCUCACAGGUCUGCGGGCUACCUCCCGCCCCCAUCGCCCCGCCAACUCCAGCAGGCUUCCUGAAUCACCCCACGGGGCGGCGGCUGGAGCUGGGCGCCGCCGGGAGCGAGGUGAUGCAGUCCAACACCGCCGGCUUGCAGCUGCUGACGCUGAGCCGCGGCGCCGCUGCGCCGCCCAUGGCCAUGGUCGCGCGCAUGCAGCAGGAGACCUGGCUGCUGGGGUGCGGGGAGGAUGCGCAGCGCGGCGUCAUGACCCAGCCCUGCGUGCACACCGCCAAGGUGGACCGGGUGCUGGUGCCUUCGCUGGGCGGCGAGAGCGUGCUGGGGCUGCCGGGCAUGCUCUGCACCAUCUCCUCCGGCCGCCAGCACGGCCACGAGUGGUCCGACUUCCCCGUGCACGUAUACGGCCCGCCCGGCACCCUGGAGUUCCUCGAUACAAUGCUGGCGGUGUCCAGGACCUACCUCCAGAUGCCGGUGUUGGUGCACGAGCUGGUGCCAGGGCCCAUCGCCCGCCCGGAGCCGACGCUGGUCAACGCGCGCGCCAGGCUCUACGGCGUCUCCGUGCCCCCCGACCUCUGCAACCCCAGGGGGUACUCUGACGCGGAGAUGACUGCCCUCCUGCAGCGGACCGCUGUGGUGGGCAGCCAGGCCAAGCGCGACGAGAGGAGCGGGUGCCUUCCCCUGCCCCUCCCUCCCCCGGGCGACCCAUCUGCUGUGGUCGGCCAGCUGUCGGACCUGCAGUGGACCAUCAGGGCCAGCGCCGAGGCGGCCAUCGUGGCGCGUGCCGCGCAGGCCGCCCCGCACCAGCGCCUGUCCUUCCUCAUCCACGAGGCCGACAAGACGGGCCACCUGGACGUGGAAAAGGCGCUGGCGCUGGGCGUGGCCCGCGGCCCAGGCUUCGGCGAGCUCAAGGCGGGGCGCGCAGUGCGCACGGCGGCUGGCACGACGGUCACACCUGACCAGGUGCUGGGCGCCAGCCUGAGAGGGCGCAGGGUCUUGAUCCUGGACGACGCUGCGCUCGAAGGCCCCGGCCGUGGCCUGCUCCCGGUGCUGCGUGGGAGCGAGGGGGAGGAGGACCCCCCGGAGCCCUGCGACGUGAUGGAGGCUGCAAUAAAGGCUAGGUCGGCCUCCAGGCAGCUCCAGGCCCUGAAGUCGGAGGACCGGGUGGCCUUGCUGGACGCCAUUGCCGACACCCUGGUGGCGCACACGGACGACAUCCUCGCGGCCAAUGCCCAGGACGUCGAGUCCGCCACCGGAAAGAUUACCGACUCCCUGCUGCAGCGCCUCAUCCUGAAGCCCGCGAAGAUCUCGCAGCUGGCAGACGGCAUUCGAUCCAUCGGGCGCCAGGACGAGCCGUUGGGCCGCGUCAUCAGCGCCACCCAGAUCGCCGAGGACCUGGAGCUGCGCAAGAUCUCGGUCCCCAUCGGCGUCCUGCUCAUCAUAUUUGAGGCCCGCCCUGACGCCCUGCCCCAGAUCGUGUCCCUGGCCAUCCGGUCCGGCAAUGGCCUCCUCCUCAAGGCGAGUGGAGGCGAAUGA
This is a messenger RNA of Auxenochlorella protothecoides, 1572 nucleotides long. Its product is annotated as Delta-1-pyrroline-5-carboxylate synthase B. Gene Ontology annotation, molecular function: glutamate-5-semialdehyde dehydrogenase (NADP+) activity. Lineage: Eukaryota; Viridiplantae; Chlorophyta; Trebouxiophyceae; Chlorellales; Chlorellaceae. Bases 1 to 1572 code for a protein of 523 amino acids. The record is from RefSeq and is a predicted model, not a curated record. The transcript has 8 exons.